CCUGAAUUCUAUCUGGACAGUGCUGAUUGGCCCUGUGCUUAUCACGUGCACCCUCCCAAGAAAAAAAAAACCUCUCUAGCAAUACACACCAAACUAAGCAUGUGCAGAGUGUCGCCACACAAUAUGUCUUAUCAGGAGAUAAGAGGGGGACACUGGAAGAAGGGGAGGAUCAGAGAAGAAAGGAUCAAACGGCCUUUUUACACAAUGCAGAGGAUUAACCCUUUAGGUUCCUCAGUGAGUAUAACAAGCAUGCUUUACUGCAUAUACAGACUGAUUUUACGGUUGUGGGUUUAGUAACACUU
Staurois parvus is the source of this 302-nucleotide messenger RNA. NCBI's taxonomy places the organism in Eukaryota, Metazoa, Chordata, Amphibia, Anura, Ranidae. The record is from the annotation of a GenBank genome assembly.